Vespula pensylvanica (western yellowjacket) is the source of this 653-nucleotide messenger RNA. It is a transcript of the gene Pop5, whose product is annotated as ribonuclease P/MRP protein subunit POP5. The transcript has 4 exons. Gene Ontology annotation, cellular component: ribonuclease P complex. Gene Ontology annotation, biological process: tRNA 5'-leader removal. Gene Ontology annotation, molecular function: ribonuclease P RNA binding. The coding region runs from base 120 to 572 and encodes 150 amino acids. NCBI's taxonomy places the organism in Eukaryota, Metazoa, Arthropoda, Insecta, Hymenoptera, Vespidae. The record is from RefSeq and is a predicted model, not a curated record.
GUUUCUUAUGUUUAGAAAUAAACAUAACAACAUAAAUAAAAGUGAUCAUUAUACUUAAUAAACUAUAUUAUAUGUGUGACAUAUAUUAUAUUUAAAGAUAUAAAUAUAUAACAUUUAUAAUGGUGCGUUUUAAAAACAGGUAUAUUACGAUUGAAAUAGUACCUAAAAUUGAAAAUAACAAAGUUUUAACAUUGAGAACUGCUGCAUUACAAAACGCUAUUCAAGCAAAAGUUCAACAAUUAUAUGGAGAUUUUGGAUCGGCUGCAAUAAAAGUUGGAUUUCAAGCAAAAUAUUGUAAUGCACAAACAAAAAUAGCACUUAUCAAAAGUAGGCAUGGACCUCAUAAAUUUAUAUUAAAUUGCAUUCCAUUGCUAAGUGAUAUCGAUGGUCGAGCUGUAACAGUAAAUAUUCUUUAUGUCGGUGCAACUAUAAAACAUUGUUUUAUUUUUAUAAGAACGUACCAGCAGAAGAAGUUGGAAAAAAUGUGGGAUACUUUUAGAAAUGAUAAUGAAAGAAGAGAAAUGCAAAAAGCGUUGAUGCAAUUGACAACUUCUAUGAAAGUUUUUAGAUAAUAUUGAAUUAAUUAAAAAUAUUUAUUGAUAUAUUAAAAACAGAUUUGUAUUGCUUGUUUCUUUAAAAAAGAUUCUUUAAAA